Molecule: messenger RNA, 1855 nt
Organism: Diuraphis noxia (Russian wheat aphid)
Lineage: Eukaryota; Metazoa; Arthropoda; Insecta; Hemiptera; Aphididae
Biological process (GO): monoatomic ion transport; transmembrane transport
Cellular component (GO): membrane
Molecular function (GO): intracellularly cyclic nucleotide-activated monoatomic cation channel activity; protein-containing complex binding
Source: RefSeq, a predicted model, not a curated record
AUUCGACAAAACUGUUACGACGAAAUACUGACUGGCGUAAAAACAAUAGUCGAGAAAUGUCUAAACGAUAUUGAAGGAAAAUAUCGAGGUAAAAUAGAUGAACUCGAAUCUGAAAUUAAUAAACGUGAUUAUACAAUAAGCACACUGUGUGAACAAUUCAAUCAGAAACUUUGCGAUCAGCCCGUCGACGAAGGAAAAUUAGGAUCAUUACUUGAUAAUUAUUCAAAAAAUAUAGAAGAGGACGAAGAAAAUCCAUUUAUAAGAAAUGAUUCUGUAGAUACUGUCAUGUGUCCAAAAGUUUCUUCGUUCAACAGUUUAUCCCCAUUCAGUAUAGAUGACUCAAGUUGUUAUAACCCAAAUUCCAGUAGCCCAGUGUUGUUCUCGAGUAAGUCUUGGGAAGACCGGUCGGAAGAAGAGAACUUGGAACUCCGAGAUUUGCCCAAGUCAAUCAUUCCAGAACCAUCAUGGCAGCACGAUGAGACCAGAAUUGAUAUGAAUUGCACAGACGACGAAGAAGAAGAGUUUCCACCCAGGUGGGAGAACUGGGAAGCGGAGAUGUUAGUGGGACACACUAGUCACAAUGAUCUCCACGCUGGCCCAGAAAUUUUCAGCCGAAGGUCUUUGGACGAAAAUAGUAUGAUCAUACACAGAGGAUUUCAGGGACGGAGGAGGUGUUUGUCGAUUGAUAACGUGCCAUUUUCCAAUUCGAUAUUAAGAAAUUUUGGACAAUACGUCCGUUUGGGAGGCAGUUCGUCACAAACGUCUUCGCCCGAUAUACUGCCGACCAUAUCGAAGAGUUGUUUUUCGUUGGUAUCGCAGCCCGAAAAUUAGAUUYAAUUUAAACCAAUUAUUAUUAUUAAUAUUAUUAUUGUUGUUGUUGUUGUUAUUGUUGUUAUUUUUGGAUAGUAGACAUUUUACCAUAACAGGAUAGUUGCAUGGUUCUAUCAUGACUAUAUUUAUUAUUAUUGUUCGUAAUAUUUUAGUAACAUACGAAUUUAUUUUUAAAUUAUUGGAACAUGUUGCCACUGCAGCAUUGUGCUGCAUAACACAAUUACAAUUACAGUCAAAUAUGUUAAGAAUAGGGACCAAUUAAAAUUWAAAUUUAAAUUUCCGUUAUAUUCAAUGACAUAGAAAUGCAUAAUUAUCUACAGAUACCAUAAACUAUAAAGUACUUAUGCAGUAUAGAAUUUUAUUAUGAUUGAUUAUUUUUUAUUAUUUUUUAUUUAAAAUCUGUUUGAASAAAUUGUUUUAGCUAGUAAUGUAAAUGUAUGAAAUAUUUGGUURAUGGCAAAAAUCUAUUUAUUUUGAAAAAAUGUUCGGAUUCAUAGAUAAAUGAUGAAUAGUUAGAUUAACUACUAAAUUAUUAAUUAAUUAACUAAAAUUUUAUUUCUACAUGUGAAGUAAUUCAAAUAAAUUAUUUACUCUAUAUUUAUAGUUUUGGUGAGGCCUUAGGUGACAAUGAAAAACAUGAUAUUAUGCAUGUGAAACGUAGAAUAUUUAAUUUCAAAAUAAACUUUAUGUCUUACACACACGUAUUUCGUACAUUUCUAGUCGAGGUCUUUAGAACAAAAAAAGCCCCAAUUGUUUAAAAAUAUCAUCGGUUUAUUUGGAAUCAAUUUUUAUCCAGUAUGAAAUUCAAUUUUUUAAAUAUUUAUAUUAAUAUUUAAUCUGCUGAAUUGAGUAAUUAGAUUCUAAGAUCCAACACAAUUGGUUUUUUUAUUAUUUUUCACUAAAUAAUUUGGCAUUCAUGAACAAGUUCGUAAGGCAAAAAGUACGAUAUUACUAUGCAACUACUCUAAUCCUGUUAUAAUAUAUUAUAUUACGCUUGACCUAUUUUUUGUUAUUAWAAUAUAUU